AUGGUUGUACAAUGGGGACGACUUACACUAUUCAAUGAUUCUGUUAUCGAUAACACGUUAUCAUGGUCCCAGUGUAUUACAAAGUGUCAGAAUGAUGAUACUUGUAUGGCACCAAAAGAAAACAAGCAACCGAAACCCAAAAAAGCGCCAAACCCCAAACUUCGAAAUUUCCUGUUCAAACUCGUUUUAACCUCUGAAACGAACCCAAAUUUGGCCCAAAUUAUCAAUUGGACCAAAAAAGAGGAAAUGGUGUUUCAGUUAGUAGAUCGAGAAGAAGUGGCACGUCGAUGGAGCGCUCAUAAAGGGACCAAUCGAGAGAUGAACUACGAAUCGAUGUCCAGAAGCUUGAGAGCUUAUUAUCGAGCUGGAAUCAUGGAGAAAGUUGCCGGAAAGAAUUUCCGCUAUCAAUUUUUGCCGGAUGAUUGGAUCAGAGCACAGGUGGCUCAAGCCAACGCCAAGAAGAACAACUUCUCGAUUGACAAGAUUUUGGGACCACAAACUACUCAAUGA
Molecule: messenger RNA, 510 nt
Organism: Caenorhabditis briggsae
Lineage: Eukaryota; Metazoa; Nematoda; Chromadorea; Rhabditida; Rhabditidae
Gene: Cbr-ets-8
Product: Protein CBR-ETS-8
Exons: 3
Coding region: 1-510 (169 amino acids)
Biological process (GO): cell differentiation; regulation of transcription by RNA polymerase II
Cellular component (GO): nucleus
Molecular function (GO): DNA-binding transcription factor activity, RNA polymerase II-specific; sequence-specific DNA binding
Source: RefSeq, a predicted model, not a curated record